CCAGUCCAAAAAAUUCCGCUUCGGAGAAUGUUAUCAAGCUUCUAUCGCGAAUAAAAAAUAAUUUUUCGCAAAAUACAGUGAAUUAGCGAAGCUUUCUGUGUUAAAAUUAUUGUAAUGUAUUUCAUGAGAACUCGAAUGAUAUAAUUUAAUGUGGUGAUAUAUUUAAGAGUAGAUCAAAAUUGAUGUUACUAAGUUUGUGCAGUGGUCGUUGGCGUUUUACUGUGUAAAUUGAAUCGAACAAAAGUAGCGAGACGCCAAUAUGGAUGGACUCCGCUGGUCCCAGGUGCUGUUGCAAUGGGUCCAAGACUCCAAACUUCUCAACAUCCAAUGCGAUACAAUAGAGCAGUACAAUUUGAACGAAUUGUACCAACAGUUCCGUACCCGGAUGGAAUCGACCCUCGUUAUUCGAGAGGAAAACAUCACUGACUUUUUGAAAGUGCACUUUCCCCACUAUGAACUGUUCCUAACGGAGAGCGGUCAAAUUGCAGCCCCUGACCAUUUUUACAUUUUCUCGUUGCUGUUAUAUUUCUCCUGCGUUCGCCAUCCGGACACUUCCUUCCAGCAGAUAUGCAACAAUUUUGACAAGCUGCGCCAGGCGGCUGUAGGAGCAUUUCUAAAAUCUAUGCUCGCCAACAGCCAGCAGCAAAAGAAAAUUGACCGCAUGAUGAUCCAGCGGGCCAUACAGGAUGCAAUGCCACAAACGAUGCUUCCACCGGCGAUCACCGUUUCUUCCGAUCAGCCCCAAUCCCAGUCACAGCAGUCCGUCUCGCAAACAUCUCAGUCUUCGCAGUUAAGCCUUCCCUCCCGGCUUACCUCGGCCGAUCUGCUGGACAGUCCGCAGAGGUUGAGUAACCGGAUACCGCGACUGUCGCCGCCGACACCGAAAACUGUCAUCCUGGACGAACGGACGCGGCAGCUGAAGGAGCUGAAAGCGGUGCUGGAGGCGGAACGGUACGAGAAGGGUUACCUGGAGAUACAGCUGAAGCAGUUGCAGGAUAAGAACGAUCGGUUCGUGGAGGACAAGCGCAAGCUGCUGAAGGACAUUCGUGAGCUCAGCGCCAAACUGCAGUCAUGCAACCAGGAGAACGAAUCGCCCAACAAACAGCGGGAUGCCGAUUACAAAUUGAACCGCAUCCAGCGGCAGCUCAGCGAAAAGGAGGAAACCCUCGACCGGCUUAAGAUUGAGCUGGAAACGAUCAGCGAGAACAACAGGCAUGCGACCGAAAAGAUCAACUACCGCAACAGCCAAAUCACCAAACUGAACCACAAAAUCCUCGAGCUGGAAGGUUCCGUUGGUACCUUGAAUGAGUGCCUGCUGGAAAAAGACGAAAUGAUCAAGUACCUGCGGGAGAGCAACGAAGAUCUACAGACGUUCAUCAAGGAAAACCGGCUGCAGCGGGAAGGUACGGCGGCUGACAAUCUGAACACUUCCUUCGAAUGUAUGGAGCUCAGUUCGGCGGGCAGUAACACUAGCCCGGAGAAUAUGGCCAGUGCGGUGGUCGAUGUGCAGCUGAAGGAAAAGGAGGCGGAAAAUGGUUUGCUCAAGCGUUCGCUUGAGCUGUACGAGCAGGAGAAGGUGCGCGUUUCCGGUUUGGUUGGGCAGUUUUUUCGGCUUUAUGGUGAUGUGGUCGGUAGGCUCCCCGCUGGGACUGGGAAUCCGAGCGAUGUGGGGUUUGUUGAGAAGAUGAAUAUUUUCAAGGUGUGCUAUGAAAGUCUGUUUGAGGAGUAUGGUAAGGCGAGAGCGGAUAAAGAGAUGAUGGAGGAAAUGAACGAGGUUCUGGAGGAUAAACUAAGUCGGUUGAAGACGCAAGUUGCGGCAAAGGGAGAAGUGCUUAGGGGUUUAGAGAUUCGUUCGGUGGAAAUCGAAAAGGAUUUGAAGAUCACUCGGAAGAAUGCCGAUGAAUAUCAGCGUCAGAAUGUUGAGCUAAAAGAGGAACUGCUGAAGCAGAAGCGUGAUUUCCUAAAGUUGAUUUCGGACAAUGAUAAGCUACAGGAAGAGCGAGAAGAACUUUGCAAGCAAAAUUUGAACUUGAAUGUUGAGUUCAAUGGUUUGAAGGAAGAGUAUGAAUCGAUUACGAAAAAGAUCGAUUAUCUGAUGGUUUCGAUGAAUGAAGACUAUGAAGAUAGCGAUUAUUCCUCGUUGUUUGAUAAAAUUGACGAUUUGCGGAAUCGUGUUCGAAGUUUGAAGGAUGACAAAGACCGGCUUGCUGCGAUGAACAUGAAAAUUACGGUUGAGAAAAUUGCUCUGCAGAAGGAAAUAAGCAUCGGUGAAGCUAGCCGACAAAUUCUCCAGGAUAAGCAGGCCGAGGCAGAGCAAAAGAUACAACUUCUUACGGAAGAAGUGGAACAAGCUCGAGCAUCCAUGGUUGAAAGGAACGAAAAAAUUUGUUCGAUCGAACAGGAGAAAGCAGAACUGCAACAAUCAAUACACAUUCUUAGCGAAAAAGUUCAGAGUACUCAAUCAUCGUUGGAUGAUAUUCUGAAGCAGUUGGAAGCUACGGAGCAGUCUUUAGAGUCAGCACGUAGUGAAACGAAUUGUAUUCGAGAAGAGCUCACGGCGACUAAGGACACAAACUGCAACAUGCAGUCGGAGUUGGAGAAGCAACAGAAGACGACACAGCAGCUUGAGAGCCUAACCAACAAUAUAAACCUAGAGAAACGUGAGCUGGAGAACAAACUCGCUUUACUCGAGACUGAUUUACUAACGAAAAGGCAGAAGCUAGACCGGUCACAACAAGACGCAGAACGGUUGAACCAAGAAAAAGCUCAGUUGAACGAUCGAAUACAAAGUCUUCUGGACGAGAAGACCAACUUAGAACGUACAGUUGCCCAACAGCAAGACGUCUCUCAGAAAAAUUUCAAAGAAAUCGAGAAUCUCGCCGCUAAAGUCCAUGAGCUGGAGCAGCUGCUCUCGAGCAAAACAGGUCAAAUCGAACAGCAGGAACGUAAUUGGAGCGAUCGACACCAGCGUGAUCAGACCCAGCUAGCCGAUGCACAGCAGCAGCAGCAGCUGCUCACCGGCGUCAACCAUUCCCUGCUAGCAGGAUAUCGAUUAAUUCAAACUCGAAUCGGUCAAUUGGAGGAUCAAUAUUCGGCUAAAAUUGCUACCCUGCAAAACAAAAUUGGUCAACUAGCUGGUUUACUAACCAAACUGUCCGCCUAUCAGUACAAGCUACGAAUCGAAAAGAGUUCGCUGGAGGACAAUCUCGCUCAGAUUGUGGCUGAGUUCAAAGCGCUAAAGUUGGAAAAUGACGGACUGGAAGCGGAUAAAAAGGCUCUUAAUGAACUACUCGGUGAGGUUCGUGUGGAAAAGCAAGCAGUACACGAUCGAAAUGUCCAACUGGAAGAUGAAGUGACAGAGUUAAAUGUCCAGUUGGAGGUGGAACGAUCGAAAUCUGCAAAGUUAGGUGAUGAACUGGAGACGGUAACGAUGGAGAAAUCGAAACUUUCCGAUGCAGGCAGGGAACUGGAAGCUGACAUGCGAAAGCAGUUGCAUGACGCAGUCAAUUAUUCCAGGCGGCUUGAAGCUGAUGUUCAGAAAGUGGAACAAAUGCUGGCCGAGUUGGAGUGUCAAUUGCAGGAGAAGGUUGAUCAGUUGGACGUUAUUUCCCACAAACAUAGUGAACAGGAGCUUCGUUGCUCUCAAUUAGAAGUUGAAAUGAGCGAAACACAAUCGAAUUUAGAGAAUCAGAAGCAGCUAUCGGCACAGCUAUCGACGGAACGGGCUGAUUUGGAAGAUCGCCUAACGGCGCUGGAAUCGGAGAACAGCCGGCUAGAGUCCGAGCUGAGUGAAAGUCUGUCGACACUCGAAGGCCAAAGAGAAACCAUCUCUCGACUAUGUCGCGAGAAAGAAAGACUCGAAGAGAAGGUCCAGGAACUGGCCACGGCCUUGGGUACGGUACGACAGGGUAAAUCAUCCUUGCACGAAGCACUCGAACAAGAGCGGGAGAAAUCGGACGAGCUCGGUUGUCAAUUGUUGAAAGCGAACGAGAAAUUGUCUAGCUUGCAGAGGGAAAGGGAAGAACUUAUCUCCGCCCAGGAGAUACUUCGGAAGGAGCAAGCUGAAUCCGCUGAAAAAAUGGAAGAGCUAACGGAAUCGAUCGCGUUGCUCGAGGAAGAUCGGGACACGCUGAGGGAGGAAAAGUGCCGUCUGGAGGCGGAGGUCGAACGAAUCGAUGCCGACAAGGAGGCAUUGGGCGAGCAGAGUGGUAAGCUUUUAACGGAGCUUUCGAAGGUACGCGAAAAUUUUGUGGCGGAGAACGCGAAGCAGGAGUCAAAGGUCACAAAGUUGAGUGCGGAGGUUGAGGCGUUGAGAGAGAAGUUCAAAAUUGGUACUGAACAACUGAAUGUUGCUACGCGUAGAGUGAAGGAGCUGGAAGGAACUUGUGAAACGUUGGAACAAUCGCUCUCAGACAAAGGUACGUUGGAAGUGAAAAUUUCUGAAUUAUCACAGAGCCUAGCUAAAUUGCGUUCUGAAAAAUCAAAUAUUGAAUCGGAAAAGUUUGCCGUUUUAGAACAGCUUAAAUCGCAUCAAACGUCGAUUGAUCAAUUAAAGACUGAUUUGCAAGUCGCGACGGAUUCUAAGCAGCAACUGCUGCAGCAAGCUGAUCUGGUUCAAGCUUCUAAGCAAGAAUUGGAGAAAACGUUGAAUGAUUUAACUGAAUCCCACAAAACUGCUUUGGAACAAGUCGCUUCUCUGGAGACGGAGAAAAAAGUUCUGAAGGAUCUAGUUUCUGCUAGGGAAAUUGACUUGGCAGAGAAGAAUGAUUUUAUCGAAACCAACCAGAAGAAGUUGCUCGAAGCGAAUGAUUCACUGAAAAUUAAAUUGGAGGAAAUGGCCUCAAUGUCCGAGCAACUGUUACAAACGACCCAACAAUUGGAAUCUCUCAAGCAAGAGAAAGAGGAUGCAGUUUUGAAGCAGACAAAAUUGCUUGAAGAAGUGACGUGCGACAACCAGAAGACGUUGAAAAAACUGGAGGAAGCCGAUCAGAGUAGGACCUGUUUAGUGUCUCAAAUACAAGAACUGACUGAGAAAUUGAAAACACGAUCGACUGAAGUUUUGAAUAAGCAAGAGCAACUCGAAGCCCGUGAAACAGAGGUUCAAUCCCUGAAAGAAUCAUUGAUAGCAUGUGAAGCGAAGUGCGUCGAACUUACUGUAACCCUUGAAGAAAAUGAAUCCGCCCAAAAAGUAUUGGAGCAACGCUUGCAAUCAACGGAACGUGAACUUGCUACCAAGCAGGCAUCAUUGAUCGACCAAGAGCAGAAAUCAGUAGAACUUACCGAAAGUCUCUCAGACGCCGUUGCUUCAAAAGAAGCCAUUUUUAAGCAAUGGGAAGACCUACAAUCGAUUCAAUUAUCACUGGAAUCUCAACUUCAGACAUUGAACCAACAACUAACCGAUACCCGAACCGAGCUCGCCAAUCAACAAACCACCAUUUCGGCUAAAGAUGCCGAAAUAAACCAGCUAACCCACGAUCUCAAUCAAUUCCAAUCGCUUUUAACAUCCAAAACAGCCGAAUAUGAAACGGCCAUCGCCGACAAGAACCACCUCGAUUUACAGCUGACACAGCUACAAAACGAGCUGGAACUGGUCAAGGACGACAAACGUAAACUUACCACCGAACUAGAAACACUCCGCGGAGACAAAUCCGACAUAGACCAUCGUUUGAACCGUCAGCUGCACGAUUACGAUACACUGAACGAAGCAUUCAUCAAUGCACGCGAACUCAACCAAGAACUGAACCAAAAAGUUCAACAACAGGACCAGGAAAUGGUUGCCUCCAAGGCCGCACUCUCAGCUAAGGAAAAACUGCUGCUCGAUAGGGAGAAGCAAUUGGACAGUUUAAGAAAACAACUCGAUGGAUUGUGCGGAAAGAACCAACAGAUUGAUACACUAAGACAGGAACUGAUGUCGCUGAAAGUUUCCUACUCAGAACUUCAGGCGAAGCGGGACGAACUGCUGGAUACUAUCGAACACUGUCAGGUCCAGGAGAAGGGUUUACAGAACAAUACGAAGGAACUGCGCGAUUGUCUGAGCUCGAAACAGCAGCAGAUCGAGAAGCUGCAGUCCGAACUGGCUUCGUUGAAGGACACUCUGCACACUUUGAAGCUUGAAAAGAGCACCGUGGAAUCGAAUCAAGAGCUGCAACGGACCAAGAUACUCGAUUUGGAGCUGAAAAACUCGGAACAAAGCAACAAGAUAGAAACACUGAAAAAGUCGUUGGUUAAGAUCGAAACCAGUCAUCUGAAGGAUAAUUCGAAGGCUAACAUGCUACUGCAGGAGGUGCAGAAGUAUAAAAUAUAUGAACAGAAGGUUAAGGAACUGGAGCGACUGCAUUCGGAGGAGCGCAAAAUCAACGCGAAGUGUCAGACGGACCUUGCUAUUUUCAAGGCGAAGCUGGAUAAGACUCGCGAUGAGAAGACGAAGAUGGAACAGCAAUGGGAGAAGGAACAGCUGGCACUCAAGAGGGAGCUGGAUAAUGCCAAUAAGACUGCCGACGAGAAGGUGAAGGAGGUCCGAAAUGAGCUCGAGGGCAAACUGGAGAAGAUGAAACUCAAAAUGAAAACGUUAUACAACGACGAGAUGCAAAAAUUAAGAGCAAGCCACGAAAAGGACUGUUUGGAGCUGAAGAAUAAGAUGCAGUAUGAAAUUAAGAAGAUUCAUCAGCAAAUGAGCAUUUUGAAAGUUGAAAAUGAUAAACUGACGAGACAAAUCGAAUACGCUAAAUCGGAGAAUCGGAUCGAAGAUGCACGUAAGUCUCUGUGUCCGCCUCAUCCUGUGGUUCCCAAUCAUCUUCGUUCCGAUUUCAAAAUGGAAGAUGAGGAAGGGCAGGUUUUGAACCAAACCUACCUGACCGACACGCAAACAGAGAAAAAGUCAUCAUCACCGAGGUUCACUGGACGAGACUCCAUUCAUCCGUUGGAGCUGGAGCAACGCAAUUCCAUGGUUCUACCGCAUUUAAAAUCCAACUAUUCACUGCUGCCUGGCGGUGGUGAAUUCGCUGACGACGAUAACAGGGACUCCGCAUCGGGAAUACUGGACGAUAGCAGCACUAGCUUGAUUUCACGCAGAAAAGCCGAUGGUCAGACAACCUAUAAACGUCCUGGACCUCCAACACCCAGUAAAAAGGGUGGGCGCCUCUCGUUCGGAGGUUCCCUACCGACCAACGACUUCCAGUACAAAGAAAUUCUGAAAGAUAGCUCCAAUGGCGGCACACUGGGUAGCCGGUGGAGUCUUGGUGGCCGCAAAAGUAACGUCGGUGCUGCGGGCGGUAGUAGCAUGGCCCUUGCUGAAAUGAAUACCCGGCGGAGGACGCCCAAGAAGUUCUUCCAAAUGAUUAGCUCAUCCGGUUUGAAUAAUCCGCUGAGCAAAGACGAGCCAAAUUCAAAACGGCUACAGAUUGCAAUCAGCAGCAACAGCACACCCGUCACGAAAGUCCGACGCCUAUCCGAUCCGGGUGAGCAACCGCGAAUUGCAGUCAGAUCGAAGCGAGAAUCCUGCAGUGCCCGGAAAGCUAAACGCGUUCCGCCGCAUCGGCGAAAACUGACCACCAGAUUCGAUCAGAACCGUCGAUUGAGUAGCGGGAACAGUAGUAGUGACCGCCCGGACAGCGGCGAUCCAUAUGAAGGAUUUUCGUACGAUGGAACACCGGAUCGAAUCCGAACUAUUAACAUUAAUUCGAUGAAUGUUGGUGCCAAAGCUGAUAGACAAAAUGCUCAAGUGGUGGUUUUCGGUGGAGAUAAGAAAGAUAGCAACAAUAACAGUAUGUUGAAGGAGAUCGGUCCGAUCACUAGUGCUAAGCAUCCGACUACGACGGAUAUCGAAUCAAGUGAUGUCGUACUGCAACUUGGCACCAAUCGAAGAGAUAGACAUCGACGUAAAAGUCGUGAGCAGCGACGGAGAUCGUUCAACCGGCUGAGAAACAUUAAUGGUGAAGCCAUCGUUUAUCGAACGAUGGACACGAUCUGCCCAGAUGAAACCGGCGUCAAUAGUUCCUGCUCAAAGUUCGAGUCAUUAGCUCAGCAGAAAUGUUUGGAGCGACCAAGUGAAAUUCUACCCCGCGAUCACCCGGUCAACAGACAUUUGAUUGAUCCGUUCGAUGACGUUGUAACCAGUUCGACGGGUUUAAAUACGCUGACGAGUAUGCCGCUGUUGGAACGGUUUUCGGAAAUUUUUCGAAUCGCUAUUCUGCAGAAGGAAAGGUUUGGUCGCCAGCAGCCUGCUGUGGGGAAACGGGAGGAAAUCGAAGCAAAAAGCGGUGGAAGAGUGGCCCCUGGUUACGAAGGAACGAAUACGAUGUUGGUUUUUUUCGCCGGGCUAAGCUUUUCGGCACUCAUUUUCAGUAUUUAUUUGCAUUAUGUGGAUUUUCGGGUGCCGAGGGGGGCGUAAGGGUUGUGUUGUUAGUUUAAGCAGAUGUGUGUUGUAGCUAGUGUUUGGUUGAGUGUAUAGCAAGAUCCAUCCACAGUCGAUUUAAACAGUUGUAGUUCGUAGAGUGUCGCCGUCCGAUUGAUAUUUUAGAACCUCUAUAACUAAAUAAAACCUUGAAUAUUGUGAUAUAAAUUUUAUUAUGUAGUUUAUAUGUUCGUGUGUAUUGGAAAAUAAACCGAAUCAUGCUAUCGAAUGCCAUGCUGGAA
Molecule: messenger RNA, 8634 nt
Organism: Topomyia yanbarensis
Lineage: Eukaryota; Metazoa; Arthropoda; Insecta; Diptera; Culicidae
Gene: mud
Product: centrosome-associated protein CEP250
Exons: 8
Coding region: 260-8389 (2709 amino acids)
Source: RefSeq, a predicted model, not a curated record